Gymnodraco acuticeps is the source of this 3958-nucleotide messenger RNA. RefSeq names its product ribonuclease P protein subunit p25-like protein. Lineage: Eukaryota; Metazoa; Chordata; Actinopteri; Perciformes; Bathydraconidae. The transcript has 2 exons. Gene Ontology annotation, cellular component: ribonuclease MRP complex. The coding region runs from base 433 to 1269 and encodes 278 amino acids. Gene Ontology annotation, molecular function: RNA binding. Gene Ontology annotation, biological process: tRNA 5'-leader removal. The record is from RefSeq and is a predicted model, not a curated record.
CCUUAUGUCUCUUUGUGGGGAACAGAACAUACUUCCCAGAGCAUCACUGGAGACAAGACAGAGCUCUAGGGAGGACAGCCCAGGUGCAGACCUCCAAGCAACCCUGGCCUAUACUGUGGAUGCCAAGAAGAGAACAAGGAGAGGAGACGCACACCAACUCAAGCUGGAGUAAAACAAGCAGAGGUCCAAAACAGGAGGUGGACUUUAACAGCUGGACGAGAAGUCAAUUUUGAGUUAAAUGCGACAUGAUCAUCUGAUAAAAAUCAACAGCGCUGGACCGGAUCACUAAGAAAAAGUCUUGAAACUUUACAGCUGUUGACUGGAGGGAGAGGAAAGUGCUACAUGCAUAAGAAAAUUAUGACGACCUGCUUUCCAUGCGGGGAGAGUGUGUUUCUGGACUAACAUUGCGGUGGAGCAUUGAAGACAGAAGACAUGUUCACCGGGUGUGGAAUGAUCACUGGCCAGAACCAGUACCUGAUCCGAGACGCUGUCAGGCCCCUUCCCGGACUAGAGGUGAGCCGACCGAUCCAAAUUGAGCAUGGGUUACCUUCAGGGAGCUUCCCCGUCUACCAUAACCAGACUUAUAGCAACGUCGCCCAGCCAGCAGUGAUCAACAAUGUUUCCAUCCCGCUGAAACCAGUGCCACUGCCAGUCCCUCCCCCUGCACUCAAACUAGGACAGGAGGGGUUUAAGAAAGUCUGCCGAACUGAGGAGGAUAGCCCCUGCCCGUUCCCAGGGCUGGCCUCUGGGGUGCUGGAGAUGCGCGUGAAGGAGGGAAGUAAGAUCCGCAACUUAAUGGGAUUUGCCAUGGCACGAAUGCAGGGAGAGAAGGGCAUAAGUGGGGGAGGUGUGAGCGGUGGUGGGCUCAGGCAGGUGGUCUUCACUGGGUCAGGCCGCGCCGUCACAAAGACCAUCACUUGUGCUGAAAUCAUGAAACGAAAAGUGGGCUCUCUGCACCAGCUGACCAAACUGCAAUACAAGGUGGUGAAAGAGGUGUGGGAGAGCAGCGAGGAGGGGGCAUCGGAGAUGACCGUGCACAGGACCGUGCCCUCCAUCAGCAUCCUUCUUUCCAAAGACCCGCUGGAUCCCCAGGAGCCGGGGUAUCAGCCUCCAGAGGCUAUCAGUGCAUUGUGGGAGGAGAGAGAGGGCGUUGAAUCUGCCCCGCAGACAUCAUGCAAGAGAACACUUGGACCUUUGCCAUACAGCAGUUUCCCUCACUGUAAGAGAGUGUGUUUGGGGGAAGGAGUCUCAGUCCACGCUCCUCACUGACUGGCUGAACCGGUGUCAAACAGUGGAGAGGAGGAUUGUAUCAGAGGAGUUCAUUUGGCGCUGCCCUCCAUUCAAGCACAAUGCUGAGACAAUCAGAACACUCACUCAGACAGAACAGUGCUUUCUCAGAAGAUCUGAGUACCAACUCCAGCCUCCAGAGGUCAGUUUGACUGGGACUCGAAAGCUUGCCUCUGUACACACAGCAUUUAAGGGAUGUGUUUCCAAGCACGUCCAACAUGGUCUCUCACAUCCACAUAAUAGUGAUGUGUGCUACCGUGUUAUCAAAUCUCUCAGAUCGACAUCCCAUUUCACACCAACAAAAGAAGAAGCCAUGAAUCGCACAGGUUCCAGAUUCCUGCUUGCAGUAAACUAAAUGUUUUUGUUAGCUCCAUGUUGCAAUCAUUCUUAUUCCUACAUGCUUAAGUGUAGCGUUUAAAAAUACACAAGAUAUAUAUAAGUAAAUAAAAUAAAAAAGCUUAAAGCCAUUGAUGGUAUGACAAAUGCAAAACAUAUCAAUUUUAUUUGUCGGAUAUAUUAACUCUUAUGAAAACAGAAUUCAAUAAAUUGUUUGUUUUUUUCCAAUGGAUAUGUUGUUUUGUAUUUAAUCUUUCUUACUCGCACAUCAUGGAAUUCGCAAUGCUCUGAUUGAACAGAAAAUCACAGAGUGCAGAUUAUUUGAUAAGAAUAACAGCAGUGAAAUUUGUCUGUAGAAAAAGCUGAUUUAAUGACAAAGCUGUUGAUAAGGCAGGGCUCCUAACCCAACUCGGUCUGACAGAAAUGCCUCGGGAAGAAAUACAGGCAGAGAUUAUCAUUAAGAUAACAACAUAACAUCACACAACACAGUGGAGAAAAGGAUUAAAACUAGGCAUGACAGAGUUUCGCAAUACACUGUUCCUGCUAAAUAUAUGAAACCAAGGCAACACAAUAUACUCCUCUUCCUUUCUGUGAAUAGGCCUACCCACCCACCAUAUAUAUUGUAUUGUACAGUAUACAUCUUCCGCUAUAAUCUCCCUUUUAUAAAGAAAAAUAAUAAACAAUGUGGUCCUAAGUUUUCACAGCAACAUUAUAAAGGUACUGUAGUUGACUGACAUUAUCAAUUAAAUGGUUGCAGAGUUUGACAGUGUUGAUGAUUGCUGAAGCUUAACUGAACGCUCCGUCAUCUAUGGCAAUUGGAUCAAAUGUAACUCCAUGCAGAAUGCACAGCGCGAGAAAGAAAAAAAAAAUACAGCUGGCAGCACCCGUAUUGAAUUUUAUGCAUUAAAGAUUUCGACAUAUACUUCUUAAAAAGUUGUCGUAAACAUUAAACACAAAAUAAACCUUCCAGAGAAUUGUUUAAUUUAAAUAGUUAGGAGCUUUUUCCACUUAAUCAACCAUGGCUUCUGGGGAUAAUAACUUAGACAAGUGGAACCUUGUCUGAGGCUUUUACUGUUGAUCUUAAUGAAAAUCUGCAGACGCAGAUGUCUGCCCCCUGAAGUAAAUUAAUCAAAGUGACUCUUAACUGGGGAUAAUUCUGUUUCAGCUUCAAAAGGAGCGAGAAAAAGAAAGUUCACUUCCUUGGAAUCAGCGUUCAAAUUCAUCUUUCAAAAGAAUACAAAUCGUAAUAUUUCAUAUAAUGGUCAGCCAGAAUUUAACAGUGUAAGGCGGACACAGUGAUUAACCUCCCUCUCGAUCCCAUUAAAUGAAUCAGAGCACAGCCGAGCACCCAAGGUUGAAUAAGAAAUGCUGCGACUGCAAUACAGCACAUAUGUAGCAAACUGUGUGUCCUCGAGACUGCUAGAAGGUUAUCACUCCGGGUCGUUGUUAUCACAGAGUUAACAGCUUUCACCCGAGAGCCUUUGGGACAGUCAGUCUGCGAUGCGGGUCAAAAAGAUAAUACCGCUAUAAGUAAAUUUCAAAUCGACCUGCAUCUGUUAUCAAGCAUUAAGAAUUCUGGGCCAAGUGUAAAAUGCAGUGGGGGUAAUUACGGAUAACGGCAUAGCGUACCUGAGUGAAGGAAUAGAUAAAACAUACUGACAAAAGCAUUAUCCCCAGCUAAAUCCAUUGUGGCUGGCACGAAAUAGCAUGCUGGAGGAGUCAACAAGGUGCAUUAUAGGAGUGUGGACAAGGUUAUUCACAAGCUGGGAAUCCAUUUUGCCAAUAUUCUUUGUUUUGAAAGAUGUAGUCAAGGUGGAUUUAAAGGAUAUAAAGGCAUGGGCCUAAAAUUCACCAUUGGUUUAUUUUGUAUUUUAUAUCUGCAGUAGAUUUAGAGUGUGUCAAAUGUUUCAAACACCUCGGAUUGAAGCAAGUAAAGUCUUGAUUGCCCUCACUUUCAACCAUGAAGAAGAUACACAUAAAGAUUAUUUGUGUGGGUGCAACUCCAGAGACUAGUGAUGCUUAUGUCCCCCUACUGAGUAUAUAGGAUUUCUGUAGAAAUGUACAUUGUCUGUGUGGUUAUUGUUAUGGGAGCAGUUUUUUAAGUUACAUCGAAAUGUAGAAUGAAUGACAUUGUUUUAAAUGGUAACGCGAAGAUGUAUUUUUACUUGAUAUCUUAAAUAGUUAUUCAGUUUUUAAAUCAUUAAUAAAGGACAGCUAUGUUUAGACUGAGCAAUCACAGUUAUCUAUAGUGGUGGGACAACAGAACUGUUGUGUUUACCAAAGCCAAUAACUACAUGCAGUGAAUGUGAAUAAAUUCAUUCUGAAGUUAACAUAA